This is a messenger RNA of Fusarium oxysporum Fo47, 1104 nucleotides long. Its product is annotated as 2EXR domain-containing protein. The transcript is spliced from 3 exons. The record is from RefSeq and is a predicted model, not a curated record. NCBI's taxonomy places the organism in Eukaryota, Fungi, Ascomycota, Sordariomycetes, Hypocreales, Nectriaceae. Bases 1 to 1104 code for a protein of 367 amino acids.
AUGACUCCUCCUUCGUCAAAUGCACGCCGCGGACCACUCUCCAGCAAAGGCGACAAUGCAUGUCAGCCUCCUCAUAUUUCGGCCGACGUCUCAGCCCGACUAUCGUCGCCGCCUCAGGACACAGCGAGACAUCUUUAUGAAUUCAACCAUUUCGCAAAACUACCCGCAGAAAUCCGAAGUGAGAUUUGGAACCUGGCGUUCUCUCCAUCUUCUCCUCGAAUUUACAUUCCGUACGCGCGCCGAAUAGAAGGAAGUGGGAGGCAGUACCCUCACUAUCAACACGACGUGCCAGGACUUAUGUUCGUGUGCAAAGAAGUCCGGGAAAUCAUCAUCAGAAAUCGAAAACUUUCUCUCAUCUCGGGCAGAUAUGACGUCUGUACCUGUGAAUAUGUCGACCGCAUAUAUGGCUGGGUUGAUCCAAAACGCGACUCACUCUAUAUUGAUCUCCACUGGGAUAUCCAAGAUCAUUUUGAUGAUAUCGAGAACGUCUUUGAAACUGUAAUUCUCUGUCCAAAGCACAUUGGGAAUGCGAUCCAUCUGGAGGAACUGGUCAAAGAACUACAACUCGUGUGCCGAUCAUACAGCCUCCCAAUCUCUAGGUUCUCGGUUGGAACCCAGAAUGACUUUUUAAUCUUUGAUCUUGACAAGGAGAAUGAUGUAAACCGGUUUCUAGCGUUACGGAGCCGUCUUCCAAAGUGCGACAUUCCCUGGAACGAUAUCGAAGAUGAUUUGCGUCGAGAAAGAAACCUUGAUUGGCAACUUGGAGUACUCAAUGAUUGGCGUGCAGGGGUAAAGCGUUUCGAGGGCCGAUAUCAUAUACGACUUGGUGACACCGACAGCGAAGAGAUGCGACAUCAUCCCUUGCCAAAGGAUGUGCAAGUAGACGUUUUGGAUGUUUUUAAUGAUACUUGGGCUGAUCCCGAUGGCAUUUCGGAUGUUUUCCAUGGCUAUUUUUGGUUCAUGCUGCCGUGGGCGGAUUAUGCAACUUUGGUCAGCCAACUUUGGGCCUCCUCCAUCGGUGUAGAAACAUUUCCCGAGUCUUGGAUGAGUUUCGUUCUGCCUGGGUCACUUGAGACGCCCGCACGCGCCAUUGUGGGAAGCUAA